Alternaria burnsii is the source of this 1860-nucleotide messenger RNA. RefSeq names its product protein serine threonine phosphatase 2c. The record is from RefSeq and is a predicted model, not a curated record. Bases 1 to 1860 code for a protein of 619 amino acids. Gene Ontology annotation, molecular function: protein serine/threonine phosphatase activity. The transcript has a single exon. Gene Ontology annotation, biological process: protein dephosphorylation. NCBI's taxonomy places the organism in Eukaryota, Fungi, Ascomycota, Dothideomycetes, Pleosporales, Pleosporaceae.
AUGAUCCCAAGACGGUUGGGAAACGCUGUGCGGCUCAAGUGCGCAGUCAAGGCGCAGCCUCAAGCCCGGCUGCAGAGGCCACUUGCAGCGGCGACCCGCACUUUGCGAGUACACACAGAGGGACGCAUUUAUACAAGUAUAGCAUCACGUGCCACUGAGCAAACGCGACAAUUGCACCCACGCUCUGGAUGCUCCGGAAUCCGUGGCAAAGACACUCUCCGCGACAAUGCGAGAUGGAAACAGCCAACUAGGGACCCCAAAACUAUCCUCCUGGAGUCCGGCUUCCCAACCAAGACCGUACUUGUUCUUCUCGUGCUCGGCGGUCUAGCAUACUACUUCGUCGACAUCGUAGAAACGGACUGGACAGAUAGCGUCUAUGCGGCUUUUUCAUCUGGCGAUGAUGCCUCCGCCCUUGCGACACCACUCCAUUUCUACAACUCCCGUGAGGAGAUCCAACACGUGCUUGACUUUCACAUCCCGGACCCCAGCGCGCCGCUCAAGGACCCCAAUGUCGCCAAGUUUUUUUCGGAGCAGUUCGACAAGUUGUGUUUUGGGUGGAUGAUGACAGAAGACGAUGCGAGGAAGGGUGUUGAAGGCAUGGAAGGCGUACAAAUGCCCAUCACACACGGAUGUCGCUUCCGUAGCAACGAGCCUUGCGAAGACUAUUUCGCACUGGGGACAUCACCAGGCCCAGGGGAUAAGCUGUGGAAUUACUGGACGGUGCUAGAUGGACACGCAGGACGCCACACAGCAUUCUAUUUACAAUGGACAUUGAUCCCCAUGGUCAGCUCCGCCCUAACCAGUCUGUCACAAUUCGCCUCAAGCCCAGAAGUCGAAUCCACAAUAAAGCGUGCAUUCCUCAACAUCGACAAGACGAUCAUGGACCGAGCAAAGACUGCCGCAAACUGGUUUCCCGCCGCGAAUGGCGCCGCAAUCGCUGCUCUGACCCCAGCCUUCUCAGGUUCCUGUGCUCUCCUAGCAGCCUUUGAUCCUCAGACCUCAAGAUUACGUGUGGCAUGCACGGGCGACUCUCGCGCUGUGCUUGGCCGCUGGGACCCGACAACAGAUUCAUAUACCGCAGUUCCAUUAUCAGAAGACCAAACCGGAUUCAACGCCAAAGAGGUCGCGAGACUGAGCCAAGAACACCCGGACGAGUCCGUCAUCGACCCCAAAACAGGUCGUAUGCUCGGCAUAGCAGUGACACGGGCUUUCGGUGACCAUCGCUGGAAAUGGGACAAUGAGUUCAUCAAAGCUGUCCAACACAAGUUCUGGGGUACUGCGCCGAGACCUGGUAGUAAAAGCCCUCCAUACAUGACUGCUGAACCUGAGAUUACGGAAACAGAAGUUGUGAGACGAGAACCUGGCGACGGGAAAGGCAAGAGCGACUUUAUGAUUUUGGCUUCUGAUGGUCUUUGGGAUCGUAUCUCUUCUGAACAUGCUGUGGAAUGUGUUUCUAGGUACUUGGCCGCUCGAGAGCGAGGUCGGGGAUCCGUCAAGCAGGAUCCGGAGUUGCUGGCCAAUCCACCUGUCUUCCCUACCACAUUUUCCUCCCUCGACCCUGGUGUUACCGUCGACCCUGAACAAGGCCAAGAAGUAGAUUGGAAAGCAACGCCAGAGUACUUUGCUAUUGAGGAUGAGAACGCAGCUGUUUGUCUAGCGAGGAAUGCCAUGGGUGGAACUAGGAGGGGUUUGUUUUUGGGUAUCCUAGCGGGUCCUGAGCCAUUAAGUCGGAAUGCUGUGGAUGAUACUACAAUCAUGGUAGUUUUCUUCGAUAAGCUGGGCAAUGGCAAGGGAGAAGGAGCGGGAGCGGCGAAGAAGAAGAUGGAGAAGAAAGAGAAGAAGUGGUGGUGGCCGUUCUGA